UACCAAUGUAUGGAAUCUCUCUCUUUCAGGUAUACCAUGUCCGAUAAUUAUAGUGUGGGCCAUUGGAAAACUUUACAAUGAAAAUGAACAAUGCUGGUUUGGUAAGGAACCUGGAAAGUACAUAGACUACAUUUAUCAGGGGCCUGUGAUUUUAGUUCUACUUAUAAAUUUUGUGUUCCUUUUCAACAUUGUGCGCAUUUUAAUGACAAAGCUGAGGGCCUCGACCACAUCUGAAACAAUACAAUACAGGAAAGCUGUGAAGGCCACUCUAGUGCUUCUGCCUUUACUUGGUAUCACAUACAUGCUGUUCUUUGUGAACCCAGGCGAGGAUGACAUAUCUCAAAUUGUGUUUAUAUAUUUCAACUCAUUUCUACAGUCCUUUCAGGGAUUCUUUGUGUCGGUAUUUUACUGCUUUCUUAAUGGGGAGGUACGUUCUGCAGCCAGAAAGCGUUGGCAUCGCUGGCAGGACAAUCACGCGCUGCGAAUCAGAGUGGCGAGAGCCAUGUCCAUCCCCACCUCCCCCACCCGCAUCAGCUUUCAUCGCAACAAGCAGACCACAGCCGUCUGACCUUUAAACAAUAGCUUUUCCUCUUUUAUAAUUCAGCCACACAGUAAGACAGCAAGGGGCAUGAGAGACCAAGUGAUUGUUUUUAGCCUUUGAUGGUAGCGGGUGUCUCCUCUGACAAACAGCGAAUUUAAUGUAUAUGUCUGUGUAAUUUUGUGAAUGGGCCCUGAAUUGAAGGGUUUUAACAGAACUGAUC
Molecule: messenger RNA, 761 nt
Organism: Carassius carassius (crucian carp)
Lineage: Eukaryota; Metazoa; Chordata; Actinopteri; Cypriniformes; Cyprinidae
Product: corticotropin-releasing factor receptor 2-like
Exons: 6
Coding region: 203-568 (121 amino acids)
Biological process (GO): long-term synaptic potentiation; adenylate cyclase-modulating G protein-coupled receptor signaling pathway; cell surface receptor signaling pathway
Cellular component (GO): dendrite; axon terminus; plasma membrane
Molecular function (GO): G protein-coupled peptide receptor activity; corticotrophin-releasing factor receptor activity; peptide hormone binding
Source: RefSeq, a predicted model, not a curated record